CCGCCAUCCAACCCCUGGUUUAAACCUCCAACCCCGUCGCCAUGGCGCCCCAGCCGCCUCUCCACCCUCUCAACGCCUUCGAUAGCUUCAGGGGCCUCCCUCCCGGCGUCGGUGAACCGAGCCGAUUCUCCUCCAACCCUACCUUCGACCUGGCUUUCCUCAUGGCGGCAUUCAAAGGAGAUCUCCGUCGAGUCAAGCAGGCGGCGAGGGCUAUGGGCAGGGGCGCGGAAGGCCGCCGCCUCGCUGAGAAGAUGGGGUCGGUCAUGGACGGCUCCGGCAUGCGCCUGAUUCACAUCGCCGCCCUCGGCGGGAGCCUGCCCGUGUGCCGCUACCUGCUCGAGGACCUCGGAUUGGACGUUGAUGUCGAUGGCCCGUCCGGCGAAACAGCUAUUGAGGCUGCUAUAGCCCGUGAAAAUGUUGAAUUGGUGCGUUUGUUUCUUGAUCAAGGUGCUGACACAGAGAAGCUCGACAAAAAAGAGUGUACUCUUCUCCAUUUCGCCACCAAAGUAGGAAACUAUGAAAUAGUAAAGCUCUUACUGUCCAAAGGAGCUCGCGUAAAUGCAAUAAAUCUGGGUGGGACAGCACUGCACGUUGCUGCUUCUGAUGGGCGGGAUGAUAUUGUGAAGAUUUUGUUGGACCACGGUGCGUAUCAUAAUAUAGCUUUGAGUGGUACUGAUUAUACAGCUCUUGUGCUUGCUACUAUCGAACGCUCAAUGAAAUGUGUUAAGCUCCUGCUUGAGGCCGGUGCUGAUGUAGAUGGUAUUGGUAAAGAGACACCCUUAAUGAUCGCGGCCACUGCUGGCUCAACUGACAUCCUUAAGUGCUUGGUUCUGGCUGGUGCAGAUGCUAAUGUUACUGACACUUAUGGACGCACUCCUAUAGAAAUUGUUGCACUUUCUGGUAGGCGUGAGGAUGUCGAAAUUCUAUUUCCAUUCACUUCACGUUUGUCUAAUGUGCGUGACUGGAGUGUCGAUGGAGUUAUUGGGCAUGUAAUAUCAGCGCCUCCAGUGAAGGAAGCUAUGCUUGCUAGUGCUAAAUCUAAAGCACACAAGGCGUUCAAGAAUGGGAAUUAUCUUGUUGCAACAAAAAUUUAUGAUGAGGCAAUGGUACUUGACCCUGGUAAUGCGUCCUUGCUUUCAAAUAGGAGCCUAUGUUGGCUUCGCUUUGGUGAUGCGAGGAAGGCCUUGAGUGAUGCUCAACUUUGCAGGAUGAUGCGACCUGGCUGGCCAAAGGCCUACUAUCGUGAAGGAACUGCCCUGAUGUUACUGAAGGACUAUGAAAAGGCUUGUGGUGCAUUUCUUGAAGGUGUUAAAUUGGAGCCAUGGAACACAGAGAUUGAAGAAGGCCUACGAGAGGCCUUGGAAUCCUUGAAGACAUCUGGCAGUAGCACUGGAAAAGAUUUGCUGGAUCAGCACCAGCUAGUAGGCACUGUAAACUAGCACAAUUUUGAAGUGCCCUGUUUUGCUGUCCCUUAGAGCGUGACUGAAGGCUUUGAACGAGAAGUAGGUUAUGAUAAUUGUUAAGACGACCUUUUGCUAAUCAUCAUCAACUGAAUCGUUAGAAUCUGUGUAGGCGUGUAGCCCCUUCGCUUCACUGGAUGCUGUGAUUCAGAUUUUCGGGGCAAAUGCUGUUUCAUAUGCAGAGUACUUUUUGAUGGCUUCGUUGGUACAAAAAAAAGUUCUCACAUGGGCAGCUCCGGGUGAGCAUAUUGUCAGAUUGAACAAUUUUAAGCAUGUCAUCAGAUUAUAUUGAUUUUC
Lolium perenne is the source of this 1757-nucleotide messenger RNA. RefSeq lists its product as uncharacterized. Gene Ontology annotation, molecular function: protein binding. Lineage: Eukaryota; Viridiplantae; Streptophyta; Magnoliopsida; Poales; Poaceae. The record is from RefSeq and is a predicted model, not a curated record.